Messenger RNA from Argiope bruennichi, 3927 nucleotides. RefSeq lists its product as uncharacterized. Gene Ontology annotation, cellular component: nucleus. NCBI's taxonomy places the organism in Eukaryota, Metazoa, Arthropoda, Arachnida, Araneae, Araneidae. Gene Ontology annotation, biological process: regulation of transcription by RNA polymerase II. Gene Ontology annotation, molecular function: RNA polymerase II cis-regulatory region sequence-specific DNA binding; DNA-binding transcription factor activity, RNA polymerase II-specific. The transcript is spliced from 2 exons. The record is from RefSeq and is a predicted model, not a curated record. The coding region runs from base 39 to 3188 and encodes 1049 amino acids.
UUCUCCUCACUUGAUGAGGAAGGAACGUGUGGCUGGUAAUGGAAUACGAUGGCAUCUAUGGUCCUACUGUCAAAACAGGUCCUUACGUCAGAAAGAGUUUCGCCAUGGAAGAGAAACAACCGAAUGACAAUCCGAAGAAGCUGAAUCGGAAGAAUCCAUGGGGAAGUCGUUCGUAUGCGGACUUGAUAACCCAGGCCAUUGAAGCCUCACCGGAAAAAAGAUUGACAUUGUCCCAGAUUUAUGAGUGGAUGAUCCGGAACAUACCUUUUUUUAGUGAUCAAGCAGAGAGCAACAGUUCAGCCGGAUGGAAAAAUUCUAUACGUCACAACCUGUCACUUCAUAAAAAAUUCAUGCGAAUCCGAAAUGAUGGCACAGGGAAAAGUUCCUGGUGGACAGUUGAUGAGGCAGCAGGCUCCGGAAGAACACCCAGAAGGAAAGGAACCUACAGGAGAAGAAAAGGCAGAGGAAUGGUAUCUCACAACCCAGUAGAAAAUAGAAGGCGUAGUUUAUUUCCUAAUGGCAUUCCACAAAGAAAUUUAUGGUUAAGAAAAUCAGACGUAUGUUCAUGGAAUAAUUCGCAAUACGCAAAUGACGAAAAUCAGGCAAAUUCUAAUCCGCCGAAACCUUUCAAUUCAGGUGAAAACCUCCCAUCGUUUAGUGCCUUAUACAAUGAUCGAUCUUGGAAAACAAAUUUUCAUUUAUCUACGGGAACACCAUAUCACUCAGAACAGCUUUUCAUUGCUCAGACUUCAUCCUUAAAAACUGAAACCAGUUCAUAUGGUAGCUGUCAUAGUUCCUAUCAAGCAUAUCAUCAACAGCAGGUUAUUUUUCAUAAAGCAUCCUUUAAACCUAUUGGUAAUAAAACAGUAUCAACAGAGUAUUUUAUGAGCCCCCAUCAUCUCAGUGGUAGCUACAUAACUACUGAAGUAGGAAGAAAUAAAAUUGAUUUGGAUAAUGGUAAUUUUUUAAACACUAGUUCAGAAACUUAUUGUUUACCGCCUUCAGAGGAUGAAGUUAUUAGGCAAAUUUUGCAACAGGAUGAAUCCGAUACAUCGAAUGAAGAAAUAGAUUUUCUGUUAAAUAAAGAAAUACAAGAUAAUGCUGUCGAUUUACGCGCAAUUUUGGACGAACUUAGUGAACUGAAAAACUGUGAUAGCAAUUACAGAAAUGUGCAUAAUUCUGUCCUCAACCAACUAACAUCGAUUGAUCUAAAAGACACUCAAAAUGCAAAUCCAAUGGGCAAAAGACAGUCAGGUAUCUUUGAUGAACUGGAUAAAGAACUAGAAAAUAACAUCAAUUCUUCUCACUUUAAUUUAUCAAAUCAAAGAAAAAUAAUGCAUUCCGAUGAAACAGAAAAUACUAGCAUAACAUUUCGAAAUAGCGAUCUUUAUGAUCGCAACUUCAAAUUAAAUCAUACGAAUGAAGGAAAUUUAUUUUCAUUUAGUGAGGAAAACAAAAGUGAGGACGUAUCUAUUCCAUUAAAUGUACAAAACAUGGCAUCUCAUCAAUCGGAUAGCAAUGUAAUCGAAGAAAUUAUCCAGAAAUUAACUUCUCCAUGCUCAGACACUGUUGAUUCCUUUAGCGAGACGGCGGAUACUCCAAAUUACCAAUUAAGUUCUCCAAGUCCUGAAACUAUUACUCAUUCUGAGGAUGAAAAUGGAAAUGCAAAAAUUUUUGCUUUUUCUGGAAAUCGUACAAACCUUCUAUUGAAUCUUAGUGAAAUAUCAUCAGAUUUGUGUCAAGAUGCAAACCAGCCUCCUCAGUUAGAAUUUCCACAAGUUUAUAACAGUGUAGAUAUUGGGAGUAAAACUUCUAUCACAAAUAACACUUCAAAAAGGCAGGCAGUUAUUUCUCAUCAGCCAAAUUCUUCGUGUUUAGAACAAAUAAUUCAAAGAUUAAGUUCCUCGCGGGAAUACCAGAAUGAUUCUACAGAUGAAACCAGAAAAAUUUCAGAAAAUCAAAGACACUCUUUCAAUUCUGAAUCUUCUUCAUCCUCGAUUCAUGAAAAUCAGAACAUAAACCAUUUUCCUUCCCAAGAAUUUCAAAAAAAUGAAGCAUGUCAUGUAGAUGAAGUCUUCAUGGAUACAGAACUUUCAAAGACGCAAUCAUCUGAAAUGGUAUUUAUUAAAAAUGUUAGUGACAAUUCAGAAAUUAAAACUGAAAAUUUCAUUUCAAACAUGCUUGAAGAAUCUUCAACAAAAUUUCAACCUGAUUCAGUAAUGUUGACUCCCCAUGACGUGGAUGCAUAUUUUUCUAGCUGUCAAAAGUUUAAAAGCGCCAAAAUAGCUCGAAACAGAAUUACCAAUGAUCAGAAUUUCAAAGAAGGUGAAAGGCAGUGUCUUAAAUUUUACUCUGACGAUAUUAAACGAGAUAAAUUAUCAAUGGAAAAUCAAAAUAUUCCGGAAUCUCUAUUGCAAAUAUUUUUAAACGCAGAUGGCCAUUCCGAGAAUAUGGAAUCAUCAAACUUGAGUCAAAAUUCAUUUUCUCACAAAACUAUGAAUGGUAACUCUGAUACUAUUGCAGAUGUUAGCAGCUUUACCGAUUUUUUAAAUCCCACUUUAAAGUCUGAACUUUCAACUUUCAAUUCUCUAUCUGACAAAACUUCAUAUAAAUCUCAAGAUGAUAUAUUUCCGUUAAGAGAAAUAAAUAAUUCAUUUUUUCUUGAAAAGUUCAAAAUAGGAGAAGUUCCACCACUGGGUGAGGAAGACAAUACAGCAAAAGGGAAUUUCUUACACAGAGAUGGAGCCCAAAACAUUGAAGAUUCUACCUAUGACAUGGAUCAGUCCAGCUCAGAUAUUGAAAUAUGUGAAAAAUUGAAAAAAUCUUCGAUUGGAAGUUCAUCAAACAUUUCAUCAGGAUUUUGCAGUGCUUUAGAUUCAUUUGACGAAUACGAUGACCCACAUAUGCGCAGAGAAAAUGGCGAUCCUUGUCUCUUAAGUGAAUCAUCAAAUUCCUAUCAAGGCUUUGAAAUCGAUUUACCUCUACUGAAGUUUGAUGAUAAUGCUAAAGACGAGAAUUUUAACUUAGAUUAUUCCUGUAAUCAACCGGAAUCACUAUGUGCUAUUGAUGACUGCCUUUUUGAAUACAUAAGAAACGGAAUUUUACAGGAAGAUAAUAAAUUUUUCGAUUCUUUUAAUUCUGUAGCAUCACAUUCUGAAGCUGAUUCGAAGGAUAUUAACUUUUCUUAAUCCAGAUAAUAAGCUAAAUUUUACAACCAAUCCGAAAUCAGCAAGGUUUUUCAAGUUAAAUCUUUAUUAAAAGAUUCUUAAGGAUUUCGGGGUUUUAUCUGUAUUUUUUACGUUGAUAUUUUUAUCCUCAGCUCUGAAAAAUGUAUUAUAUAAUUAUAUCUAAUAUAAAGGAAUAGCAUAUAGUGUGAAAAGUUCCUAUUUUACAUACCAGACUUAUGUAAAUUACAGUAUAUAUGAAGAUUUUCAUAAAGGAUUUGUGCUUGUAAGUGAAUUGUGACUUUACAAAACACUGCCACUGUGUAAAAGGAAGCAACAGACUUUUAAAAAGGAAAAAAUGUGAGCUUCAUAGAAUAAACGAGCUUAUGAAUAUCUUACCUUUUAUGUUGUCAGAAAAAUCUAGCUCAUUUUGUCUUGAGAGAAUUUUAAAUAAAUGGACUGUGCUUUUUAACUUCUUAGUUUAUGAACUGAAACUAUUUACAAAGCGUUAAUUUUAUUUUGUAGUUUAACCCAAUGCUACAAAAAGACGUGUGCUUGAGAAGAAUGAUAUAACCAUGGUAGAAUUCUGAAAAAACUAUUCACAAUGAAAAUUCAGAUAAAUUUUGAUACACUGUGCAGUGGUGCUCGUAUUUUACUUCUUUUAAUUAGUUAUUAAAAAUAAAAUCACUAAUAAAUAAAAUAGUCAUUUUAGAAUUACAUUUUUGAAGUAGUAGGGGGGAAUUUUCAAUAAAGAAAUUUUAAC